Messenger RNA from Mycena citricolor, 738 nucleotides. The record is from the annotation of a GenBank genome assembly. Lineage: Eukaryota; Fungi; Basidiomycota; Agaricomycetes; Agaricales; Mycenaceae.
AUGAACUGGAAGCAGCACAACUUCGAGGGCUUCCAAGGACUGAAGGCGGGAGUCACCGCGACAAGCUUCUUGGAGGAGCUCCAGAGGGCCUUUGGGGAUUCUAACGCAGAGCAAGUCGCUGCCGCCCGACUCAUGGCCCUUCGUCAGGGCAGACGGUCCUUUGCGGACUACAUCUCCGACUUCAAAAUGCUAGCUGCAGACGCGGGGUACAACAUGGUCACCUCCACCGACAGCAAGGGCGAGUACAAGAAGGGGGAACAGGACAAUAUCCUCAUCAAGUUCCUGGAGCGCGGACUCAGCAGCAAAAUUGCAAGCCGCCUCUACAACACCGGCGUUCCCCUGCCCAAGGCAUAUGGUGCCUUCAAGAACUGGUGUGUCAACAUUGAGGCCAAUGCCUUGCGUGACCAACUGCGUAAGGCCUCCUAUGCGCACUCGACUCCACGGCCUCCCUCCCAAUUCCGCCCUCAGGCAGCACCAGCUGCGCCCACGCCUGCUCCGACCCGGCCGGCUGCCAACGAACCGGUCCCAAUGGAAAUCGAUCGCACCCAUGCCCGCGGCCGCAAUAUCAUCUGCUACAACUGUCAGCAGCCUGGACACAUCGCGCGGAAUUGUCCGGAGCCCAAGAAGAAGCGCACGUUCUUCAAUCAGGCCACAAUGCUUGAAGAGAUCGAGAACGGGGAUAAGGACAACGAGUUCCUCAAGGAGAUUGCCAAGAAGCUGCAUGAGAAGGGUUUUUGA